Messenger RNA from Eurypyga helias (sunbittern), 1704 nucleotides. RefSeq names its product pumilio homolog 1-like. The record is from RefSeq and is a predicted model, not a curated record. Gene Ontology annotation, biological process: miRNA processing; regulation of mRNA stability. Gene Ontology annotation, molecular function: mRNA 3'-UTR binding. Lineage: Eukaryota; Metazoa; Chordata; Aves; Eurypygiformes; Eurypygidae. Gene Ontology annotation, cellular component: cytosol; cytoplasm.
GGGGGCUCACGAACGGAAGCGGCCGUUACAUCUCUGCUGCUCCCGGAGCCGAAGCCAAGUAACGCAGCGCGAGCAGUGCCGCCAGCCGCUAGUUCCCUUCGUCCCGCUUGCGCUAUGGGAUGUCUGACGUUAUGCCCUCUGGCCGAAGCAGGCUGCUCGAAGACUUCCGCAAUAACCGCUACCCCAAUUUACAGCUGAGGGAGAUUGCUGGGCACAUCAUGGAGUUCUCCCAGGAUCAGCACGGAUCCAGGUUUAUUCAGCUGAAACUGGAGCGUGCCACCCCAGCAGAACGUCAGCUUGUGUUCAACGAGAUCCUCCAGGCAGCUUAUCAGUUGAUGGUCGAUGUAUUUGGAAAUUACGUCAUCCAGAAGUUCUUUGAAUUUGGCAGCCUGGAGCAGAAGUUAGCCUUGGCGGAACGCAUCCGUGGGCAUGUUCUGUCCCUGGCUCUGCAGAUGUAUGGCUGUAGGGUGAUCCAGAAGGCCCUUGAGUUCAUUCCCCCAGACCAGCAGAACGAGAUGGUACGGGAGCUGGAUGGCCAUGUCCUGAAGUGUGUGAAAGAUCAGAACGGGAACCACGUGGUGCAGAAGUGUAUUGAGUGUGUGCAGCCCCAGUCCCUGCAGUUUAUCAUUGAUGCAUUUAAGGGGCAGGUUUUUGCGCUGUCUACGCAUCCGUAUGGCUGUCGUGUGAUCCAGAGGAUCCUCGAGCACUGUCUUCCUGAGCAGACCCUUCCCAUCUUGGAGGAACUUCACCAACACACCGAGCAGCUCGUUCAGGAUCAGUAUGGGAACUAUGUUAUCCAGCAUGUACUAGAACACGGUCGGCCUGAGGAUAAGAGCAAGAUCGUAGCAGAAAUUAGAGGCAACGUGCUGGUGUUGAGUCAACAUAAAUUCGCUAGCAACGUGGUGGAGAAGUGCGUCACUCACGCCUCCCGUACGGAGCGUGCCAUGUUGAUCGAUGAGGUGUGCACUAUGAACGACGGCCCUCACAGUGCCUUAUACACCAUGAUGAAGGAUCAGUACGCCAACUACGUGGUACAGAAGAUGAUCGAUGUGGCAGAACCAGCUCAGCGGAAGAUCGUCAUGCACAAGAUCCGGCCUCACAUCGCUACCCUGCGCAAAUACACCUACGGCAAGCACAUCCUGGCCAAGCUGGAGAAGUACUACAUGAAGAACGGCGUGGACCUGGGGCCCAUCUGUGGACCACCGAACGGCAUCAUCUGAGGGGGCCAGCUGGGGAGCAGCUCGCUGGCCACCCGGCCUCCACAACCAGCAACCGCCAGUAUUCCAGGAUCCCGUUCCAAAGCGUUUUAUGGUUGCUAACCGGCUGAAAAAAAAAGAGACGAGAGAAGCCUUUGUAAAUUUCUUUAAUUUUAUUAUGCAUAACAUGUACUAAUUAUUUUUUUUAAUUAACUAAUUGCCCUGCUGUUUUACUGGUGUAUAGAAUACUUGUACAUAGGUAUCAAAUGUACAUGGAAGGCCACAUUUUUGUUCACUGUUGUAUCUAUAUUCCAAAUGUGGAAACUUUCAGGGUGGUUGGUUUGAAGAAAACAAACAAAAAACCCCGUUUUUAAUGCAUCUGCCUUGCAGACAACUGUUCUGCAAAUACCCGGUUUGUUUCCUUUCAGUCAAAAGUCAGCAAGAAGUUUGGAUUUUAGUUAAAUGGCACAAGUGAGGCAUUUAACGCUGUUUAUAAAUAUAAAAAAAC